Messenger RNA from Oryza sativa Japonica Group (Japanese rice), 2692 nucleotides. RefSeq lists its product as uncharacterized. The record is from RefSeq and is a predicted model, not a curated record. NCBI's taxonomy places the organism in Eukaryota, Viridiplantae, Streptophyta, Magnoliopsida, Poales, Poaceae.
GUAUCAAGUACAAGUAGGCAAUCUUGGCAUCUCAGUGAGAUCGAUUCCUUGGAGAUAAAUUCGGCAACUUUUAUGGAGGUGGUGGAGAGCGUGUGCUUUCCCUCCUUUGCAGCCAUGAGAGCAUAAAGUCUCCAGCUUUCUUGCCUUCUUUGUUUUUUUUUUCCCUCCUAUUGGCAUUCAUUCAAGGGUGAUGGGAGCCUUUUUUGUGGGGAGAAAAAGGAAUAAUCGUUGGGGGAUUGAUUGCGUGGUUUCCUAUCUUGGGGUUUUUUCUUUGCUCUUGGAGAGAAAAAGGUCUCAUCUUAUACCUUUUAUAUGGCUUUGGGUGAAUGAAGGUAUAGGUUGGUGAGGAGGGGAGCUAGAGCUUGAUGGUGGCGGCCAUGGAGAAGCGGAGGGAAAUCCGGGAGCUUCGCGACCGGAUGGACCGGACGCUGGCGCUGCCCGACCUCGCCGACGAGGAGUUGCUGAGAUCUCUCGUGAAGAGGCAGAUUCUUGCGUCGUCGCUGUCCGCCGGCAACGAUGAAGGCAAUAUUGACCUGAUUGCUGAAGCAAGGUCUAAAGAGAUCUCGAAUUUUCUUGAAAUGCUAAAUACUUCGGGGAAUGAACGAUCUUCGAAGAUUCAUGAGGCAUCACAUAAAGAAUGGAAGUUACUCUCUGUUCUGUAGGUGAAGCAAGACACGGACCAAUUACGAGUUAUGUAUCGCGAGGGACCAGAGGGGACCCCAUUUCACACCCUCCUUGCUGAAGGCUUUGCUGAUGGACCAAUUGAUGUUUGUACAUGUGUUUCAUGGGAAUCGUCUCUGUACAAAAAAUGGUUUCCACAAUACAACCUUCCAACUUUUAAAGUUGCUCAGUCAGGCUGUUUGAAGAAGGUUCGGGUUGGUGAAGAAAUUUCUUUGGUCAGGGUGAAGGUUCCAUGGCCAGUUUCGGAGAGAGAAGCUCUUCUUCACUACUUCGAAUUAGAGUAUCUUAAAGAAGAUCUUGUCAUUGUAAUCAUGAAAACUAUAUCGGAUACGGACAAUAUAAAUAUAGAGACACAUGGAUUUAGUAGGGAUGGAAUUCCUGAAGCUGGUGACACCGUUCGGAUAGAUGUAGUCGGAGGCUUUGUUUUGCAAAGGAUUACAAAGGAGAAAAGCUUUUUCAGGGCAAUAGCUAAUAUGGAUAUUAAGCUAGACUUCGUUCCACCAUGGCUUAUCAACUUCAUAUCAAGGCAACUAAUUGGCAGCGGCCAUAAACUCUAUCAGAAGGCAGUCAGUACUGUGGCAAAUUGUGAUGAGGAUUACAAGAAAGCUUUGAGAGAACCACUCUAUGUUAGAAUCCGUGAGCACCGGGGUUCUACUGACAUCGCAAAUGUCACUCCAGUGGAGGAAAGGGCAACAGAAGCCCUCCCUGACAAUCCCACUUUGCAGAAUGUUCUCGCGGUUACUAAUAUCACCUCGAACAGUGAGAUAGUCGAAGAGGAGAGUGAACAGAAGGCAUUAUUCAAGCUGGAUCAUCAUGCAAUAGGCCCUUCAAACCCUCCGGCUGAGCAAGAGCAACAUGUUGAAAAUAAGCCUUACAUUAGUCCUGAGGUAGAGCAGGCUUUGAACAUAUUGGACAAAGCUAUUGCAAUUAUCCGAGGCAACAAUGCUGGAAGUGCCAGUGUGGUCCAAAAGUUUAUCGGUUACGAUGUAACUUUAGAUGGCAGUACCACUGACUCUAGAAAUUCACACAAUAUUCCAAAUGAACAUCCUGCUACAUUGCCACCUCGAGAUUCAAGAGAGACCCAGCACACUUAUUCAUUGUCCAAUGAGAAUGUUAAUCAUAGGGAGAAAGAUGCUCUUGACAGUGACUCGCAACGAUACACAACAGCUUCUACCGUAACAAAAACUAUGUCCAUGACAAGGAGGAGCACGACACGGGUGCACGGAGAAGAGAGCCUUGACACCAAUGGCUUACAUCAGAACGGUUUCCACAAGGACAAAGAGUCUAAACGAACAAGGAAAAGGAAGACAAACAGUUGGCUCUGCUGCUUAACCCCUAGCACCACAGGAUGAUGAGAGGCCCAUUCAGUUUGCUGAGUUAACCAUUGAAUUUUGAAUGCACUACACAAAGCAGUCUUAAUUUAUAAAAAAAUUGAUAGUUUGCGAAAUACACGGGGAAUCGAACGACAACCCAGGUGGCACCUUGUGAUAGUUACCAAGAGCAGAUCCAGUCCUUGAUAAGUUGUAUAGUAGCUGUUGUAUUGUUGUAACAUAAUUCCCGAUGAUGUUUCUCGAUAAUGCAGAUGCUGGGAAUUGUACUUCAUCAUCUAAAAUGUGCAAUGUUGUUUUCAUGAGAAUUCUGUUAUGGCCUUAUGGGGGGUUCUAGGUAGGUACAAUCCUCAUGACCAAACACAUGAUCAGCUUGUUGGUGCUGAUAUCAGUGAAUGAAGGAAUUGCUAUCAGAUUUUAAUGACAUGAACCUCACCAGAUUUUCGAAGUUUCAGUCAUCCUUCAGAGAUUCUUCUGAGCAACAGCAACAGUUUGAGUAUGGUCCCAGACCAAGUUGUUGAAUUUCUUAUGUCGGCAGAUCAGUUUGUCUGCUAUUUGUUGAAUUUGAUGUCGGCAGGUCAGCUUGUCUGCUAUAGAGUUCAGUUUUGUUUGGUAUGGAUUUAGCGUCUUGUAGAUGCAAGAUUGAACAUAGUGAUAAUUUGAUGUUUUACCUUUUCGAUUGA